This is a messenger RNA of Neltuma alba, 1021 nucleotides long. RefSeq names its product photosystem I chlorophyll a/b-binding protein 5, chloroplastic. The coding region runs from base 83 to 871 and encodes 262 amino acids. NCBI's taxonomy places the organism in Eukaryota, Viridiplantae, Streptophyta, Magnoliopsida, Fabales, Fabaceae. The transcript is spliced from 6 exons. The record is from RefSeq and is a predicted model, not a curated record. Gene Ontology annotation, biological process: photosynthesis, light harvesting. Gene Ontology annotation, cellular component: membrane.
UGAUGUGGUAUCUGUGGUGGUGAAAGUGGAAAUUCUGAGUCCUCAAUUUGACGUCCCUGAGUACGAGAGAAGAUAAAGAAGAAUGGCCUUAGCAACUGGAGGAAGCUUCCCUUUGCAGCCAUGCUCUUUAUUGAAAAACGCGAGCAUUAAUAAAUCUCCAGCAGGCGGCACAUCCUCGUGGCUCAGGCAUGCUGGUGCAGAGAUUACAAGGCCUUGUAGGCGAACUUGUAUUGCAGCUCAACAACGACCUACGUGGCUCCCAGGACUCGAUCCUCCCCCUUAUCUUGAUGGAACUCUGGCUGGAGAUUUUGGGUUCGAUCCACUGGGACUUGGAGAAGACCCGGCAAGCUUGAGGUGGUAUGUGCAAGCAGAGCUGGUUCAUGCUCGCUUUGCAAUGAUUGGGGUCUCUGGAAUUCUGCUCACAGAUACGCUUCGCUUCGCAGGACUUAAAACGAUACCAGUUUGGUAUGAGGCCGGUGCAGAAAAAUAUUUUGCUGAUGCUAAGACUCUGCUCAUUAUCCAGCUAUUUUUGAUGGGCUUUGUUGAAACAAAAAGGUACAUGGAUUUCGUUAGUCCAGGAUCUCAAGCUAAAGAGGGAUCCUUCUUUGGACUGGAAGCUGCAUUUGAAGGUCUAGAACCAGGGUACCCUGGAGGUCCUUUGCUAAAUCCUCUUGGCCUAGCUAAAGAUAUAAAGAACGCUCACGAAUUGAAACUUAAAGAGAUCAAGAACGGGAGACUUGCUAUGGUCGCAAUGCUUGGAAUCUUUGUGCAAGCUUCAGUGACUCAUGUUGGACCAAUUGAUAACCUCGUGGCACAUCUUUCCAAUCCAUGGCACAAAACUAUUGUUCAGACCCUUGGCAGCUCUAGUUAAGGGGUGCUCUUCUCUGCUGUGUAACAUCACGAAUUGAUUAAAUUAUGAAAGAAAUUAUUUCCUCUACAGCCAGUCAACUACUAGUAUACAGACGAAUGGUGAAUUGUAUAACAAUAACAAGGUUUUUAAUUACCUGUGCCUAUAAAAAAA